Saccostrea echinata is the source of this 4069-nucleotide messenger RNA. RefSeq lists its product as uncharacterized. Gene Ontology annotation, biological process: G protein-coupled receptor signaling pathway; cell surface receptor signaling pathway. Gene Ontology annotation, molecular function: G protein-coupled receptor activity. The transcript is spliced from 2 exons. The coding region runs from base 112 to 3816 and encodes 1234 amino acids. Gene Ontology annotation, cellular component: membrane. Lineage: Eukaryota; Metazoa; Mollusca; Bivalvia; Ostreida; Ostreidae. The record is from RefSeq and is a predicted model, not a curated record.
UUCAUUAUUUUAAUUUCAACCAUUAAAGAAGUGAGUGCCUCGUCAGAUUGGAAUAUCGGAAACCUCCUUCAGCAAUAUUUUACGUUGUGUGGCCCAAAUCACUUUUGCUUUAUGCAUGCUUUUGUCUGGACGACGCACGCUGAUAAUAUCAAGCACAACUGUCCGCCAUGUUCCUGUGAAAAGAAAUGCUGGGCAGAUCGUAACUGUUGCCCGGAUUUGUAUUUCUCUCAUCCAGAGCCUGCCUGCACAUCUGCUGCCAUUUUAAAUGAAUCAUUAACCUAUGAACAAAGUUCAACCUUUCUUAUGAUCGAUUCCUGUCCAAAAAGUACAGACAAGGAGAUAAAACGGAACUGUGAAGGUGAUUCAAGUUAUACUGAAAAAAUUCUCUAUCCUCCAGUGACCAGUCAAAACUCCUCCCUGGCGUACCUAAACCGUUACUGUGCUGACUGCAAUGAUGAUUUCAAUUACGAUCCUUGGCCAUUAGAUAUCGUCUGUGACAAGUUCUUAGACAUUAAUUUCAUUUCUUCGUAUGCUGAAUUGAUUGAAAAGGGAAGAGAGAAUCGGUGCAAUAUAUUGUCAUAUCCUCCGCACGAAGAGAUCAACUACAGGUGUAGACAGGAUGUGCAAGUAAGGGUGAACUUUGAUUCGUGUAAUAAAACCGGAAGCUGGAAAACAUUUGACUACAAUAUUCAACGAGCCUGUGAAUCCAGGUAUAUCAAUAAAGACAAAAUGUUUAAAAACAUGUUCUGCAAAAUCUGCAAUCCCCCUGUCUAUACUGAGAAUGUGAUUGGUCGAUGUAAUGUCACGGGUAUGUGGGAUGAAUAUAAUCCAACACACGAGAGAGCAUGUCUAAAUAAUGACUUUAACCCAGGUUCACUUCCGUAUAGAAAUGUAUUUUGUUUUUCGUGUAAUAAACCAGCACGAUUCAAUUCCAAUUUCCUUGAUGUCAACGCAGAAAUAAAGUCAAAAAUUAAUGAUAUUCAAAAUACAGGAGAAACUAAAUCUUUUUAUUUCGACAUUAGCGUUUUAAACUUUGAUGAGGACUUCUUCGAAACUAAAAUCAACGGUGAGCAAUCGGACUAUAAGAAGAGACCAAACGAUGUGAUUAUCCAGUCUCCAAACAUAACAAACCUUUUAUUCAAAAGAAUGUCUCUAGACGGAAACAUGAACACCUGUGGAAAUUACAGCAUUCCAAGUCUGUUUUCUACUGUCGAAAGUAAUUGUUCAUGUGACCCUAAAUGCAUUUUUACCGACGGUCUUUACGGGUCUCAGAGGUGUUGUUCUGACGUCCCUCUGAGAUAUCCUUCCGUUUGUCUGAGUGAAAAGAAAUUAUCGAUGAAAGAGGUACAAAGGAACGCAGAAGAACUCCUUGUAACAAGUGGAUGCUAUGGAACCAAAGAAUUUCCAGAAUUUAUUAAAAGAGGAUGUCAUGAACAAUUUGAAGAUGUUUUUUCUUUGCAUCCAGUCACAGAUUUAUCAACUGAUAUCCCGUAUCUGAAUAUGUAUUGUUUACAAUGUAGCAAGUCUCCAUCAACCAAACUAGCAAGACACAAACCAUGGGAUAUUACGGCAAAUUGUUCCGUCUUUAUAGACUAUCCAAAUUUCUUACUUUUUUCGAAUUUUCUUAAAGCGCUACGAUCUGCAGGCUGUGAAACAUAUUAUCACCCCCCUAAUUCAGUGACUUCUUGUCAAUACAGCAAAGGUAAAAUGUGUUUCCGAAAGACUGACAGCAUAAUAGACAAAUGUAAUAAAACAGGACAUUGGCCGUACAAAGAUCCGGAUAUUCACAGGGCAUGUGAAUUUAUGCCAGCGGGUUCUUUACCUUUGUGGCGCGAUAAUAACAAUGAUCAAAUGACAACAUAUAAAAACGUUUAUUGUGCGAUAUGUAAUCCCCCGGAAUGGUCGAAUCCUUUUGUUGAAAAUUGUUCCUCUGAAGUCAGUACGAUCAACAUCCAGAAGUGUAACUUUUUCCCCAAAAUUUAUUUCUUAUAUCCGUACAAGAAUAUCUUCUGUGACUUUUGUACAAAUGAAUUCUUGAGAACAAAAACAAUCUCUAACAAUGUUUGUUAUAAUGUUGACCACCGAUACCCACUAUCAUUGGAGACGGGAGACAGCAUCCUUUCUCAAUACUUCUCACCAUAUAGGUCUAUUGCGAAAUCCUCGAAUUAUUUAUAUAAAUAUCCGAAUGACAAUUUUCGCGCUGAAGUCAUUGGUGAACCUCGAUGCAUGGAAGCACAAAAAUUUUACUCAUUGAUGGGAGGCUGCAGAAACAUCACAUGUUAUCCCGGGAAAGCUUUGAAUCUUGGUAAAUCUUGUUUGCCGCUAUUUAGAAAAGCACGAAAUCUCCGAUACCACAUGGAUGCCUAUUUCAACUGCUCUACUCAGUUUAACACUUCUACUGAGGAUACGCUGUAUAAUGUACUUCGAUUUCCAUUUUACAAAUUGGGAUUUCUGUUUGGCCAAAGGUCUUUGAGAAAAUUGAUAACGGAGAUUGAUAUACCUUGUCAGGGAAACACUCUUCUGGAAAAUUAUUUUCAAUUGCAUUUGAGUUUCAUACUAUUUUUUGAAAAUCCAGUCCCGAGACUUCAAAGAGAAUUAGAUCUCUUGAAUAUCAAGUACAAUUUUAGUAUUCCUGGAAUUACCAUGAUUUCAAACGCCCCUCCCGCCGAAUCUAACUGGUCUUGUUCCUUUAUCUAUGAUGACAAUUCUGAUGAUUGGACUAAAUAUCGUGAUGUUCGAGUAAGCAAUCUUUUAGUUUGCACACAAAUUGAGUUAAGUCGACAAGAAUUUGAAAUUUAUAAAACGGGGGAAAAUACUGUUAUGCUAAUAAAAAUGUAUAACAUAACUAUAGAUUGGGAAGAUUUUGACAUUUUGCCUGACGGUACAGCACGCGUUUGUGUCUCUGCCUUACAUCAGAAUCAGAAACAAACGACUUACGAAAUUUAUUUCAAGAAAAGGCAACAGGGUUCCAUAGUAUUUGCCUUCUUGGUCUUGUCUUGUAUUUUUCUCUUUAUUACGUUUUGCACGUACUGUAUAUUCCACGAGCUACGGACAUUGCCAGGAGGAACAAUAAUGAUUCUCAUUGCUGUUUUGUUCACGACAUUUGCUUUCAUUCUUAAUGGCAGCGGAGGAGAGGUCAAUACAAGAAGAUGCGUAGUAUUCGGCAUAAUUACCCACUACCUGUGGCUAACCUCAUUCUUUUCUAUGAACAUAUGUAGUUUUCAUUUGUAUCGAGUUUUCCAUUCCAAAUUUCCUCUGCACAACCAAAAUAACAAAUGGUGCAUCUUGGGUAAAUAUUCUGUUUAUAUCUUUGUUAUCCCGCUGGUGAUUGUUUCAACCAACAUAACAGUGAUGAUUAUGACAAAACAUGAUAUUGGAUAUGGGAAAGUAAAAUGCUUUAUACAUGAAAGCCUACACCUGAUCGUAUUUUUCCUCAUUCCGGUUGGCCUCCUGUGUACAGUAAACUUAUUUUUCUUUAUUAAAACCUUGUCAACAAUAAUUCGAUCUCCCAAACUCCGCAAGAAUAAAGCAAAGACAAAUGAAUUCUCCAUAUUUGCGCGCUUAUUUACAAUCACCGGUGCAACUUGGUUAUUACAGAUCAUGGGUGAUUUUGUAGAAAAUACAGAGGUCUCUUUUGUGUUUAGCGCUAUUAACAGUCUACAAGGUGUAUUUAUAUUCAUUGCAUUUAUGUGUAGUAGGAGAACGCUAAAACUUUAUCAAAGAUUAAUUUUCCGACGUCGGAAGAGAGAGGGUUCUGCAACAUCUGUUACCAGAAGUACCCAAAAAACAUUCACUGAAUCCGAAACUUCUGCAUGACACGUACCUAUUCAGCGUUUAUCUUAUGCUAAGCAUUCAUACAGUUACUUCUUCUUAUCGAUUACUCUGGAAUGUACCCUAGUAUUGAACCUAACUACUCGCUCUUAUCACAGCAGAGCCGCAGUGCCUCUAUUGUAUUUUAGUAUUGGGAAGAAUGUCCUGGUAGAGAAGCGUAAUAUUAUUGUAAGGACAGAAGGACAAAAAAUUGGAUGCUUGGAUUGAUAUAUAUUUUUGGACAAAUUUUGAUUGUAAA